UGUCGGUGGUGCGGGCGCUCGGCCGCUGUCAGCGCGGCGCGCCGGAAGGAGGGCGGAGCGCGGCCCGCGGUGUUUGGUUCCGGCGGGGCUGUGAGGGCGGCGGGGAGCUGUGGCCAUGGGGGUCCCCAAGUUCUACCGGUGGAUCUCGGAGCGGUACCCCUGCCUCAGCCAGGUGCUGAAGGAGCAUCAGAUUCCAGAAUUUGACAACUUGUACCUGGACAUGAAUGGCAUUAUACAUCAGUGUUCACAUCCAAAUGAUGACGAUGUCCACUUCAGAAUCUCAGAAGAUAAGAUUUUUGCCAAUAUUUUUCACUAUUUGGAAGUACUGUUUCGAAUUAUUAAACCAAGGAAGGUUUUCUUCAUGGCGGUUGAUGGAGUAGCUCCAAGAGCAAAAAUGAAUCAGCAGCGUGGGAGACGUUUCAGAUCAGCAAAAGAGGCAGAGGACAAAAUAAAAAAGGCAUUGGAAAAGGGAGAAACUCUCCCUACAGAAGCCAGAUUUGACUCCAACUGUAUUACACCAGGAACUGAAUUCAUGGCCAGAUUGAAUGAGCAUCUUAAAUAUUUUGUAAAUAUGAAGAUUUCCACAGACAAGUCCUGGCAAGGAAUAACAGUCUACUUAUCAGGCCAUGAGACUCCAGGGGAAGGUGAGCAUAAAAUUAUGGAGUUCAUCAGAUCAGAAAAAGCAAAGCCCCAUCAUGAUCCAAACACAAGACACUGUCUCUAUGGCUUAGAUGCUGACUUGAUAAUGCUGGGAUUAACAAGUCAUGAGGCACACUUUGCGCUCUUAAGAGAAGAAGUCAGAUUUGGUGGUAAAAAAGCUCAAAGAGUGUGUGCACCAGAGGAAACCACGUUUCAUUUACUGCACUUAUCACUGAUGAGAGAAUAUAUUGAUUAUGAAUUUUCUCCAGUAAAGGACAAGAUUUCUUUUGAAUAUGAUAUUGAAAGGAUAAUAGAUGAUUGGAUCUUAAUGGGUUUCCUUGUAGGAAAUGAUUUUAUUCCUCAUCUACCUCAUUUACACAUUAAUCAUGAUGCACUGCCGCUACUUUAUAGAACAUACAUGGGUAUCUUGCCAGAACUGGGAGGUUACAUCAAUGAAAAUGGGCAUCUGAAUUUAGAACGUUUUGAGAAAUAUCUUACAAGACUGUCAGAUUUUGAUCGUGAGCACUUCAGUGAAGUCUUUGUUGACUUAAAGUGGUUGGAAAGUAAAGUGGGCAAUAAAUACCUCAACGAAGCAGCUGGGAUUGCAGCAGAGGAAGCCAGAAAAAAUAAAAAGAAACAAAAGGCUCAGGAAAAUUCUAUAUCUUUGGCUGCUUUAGAAAAAAAUGAAGGUGAAGUGACCCCUAAAACCACAUUGGAAGAUGAACCAGAAGAUGAUGAUCUGUUUGAAACUGAGUUUAGGCAAUACAAAAGAACUUACUACAUGACUAAAAUGGGUGUAGAAGUAGUGUCUGAUGCCUUCUUAGCUGAACAAGCUGAAUGUUAUGUCCAGGCAAUACAAUGGAUUUUGCAUUAUUAUUACCAUGGAGUUCAAUCAUGGAGCUGGUAUUACCCUUAUCAUUAUGCACCUUACCUGUCAGAUAUUCACAAUAUCAGUGAACUCAAAAUCAAGUUUGAACUUGGAAAACCAUUCAUGCCAUUUGAACAGCUUCUUGCUGUACUUCCAGCAGCUAGCAAAGAUUUGCUACCUAAAUGUUACCAGCAUUUGAUGACUAGUCAAGACUCUCCUAUCAUAGAAUAUUAUCCACCUGAUUUUAAAACUGACCUAAAUGGUAAACAGCAGGAAUGGGAAGCUGUAGUAUUAAUCCCCUUUAUUGAUGAGAAACGACUGCUGCAGGCCAUGGAAUCCUGUAAUAAGGGCCUAAAAGAAGAGGAGAAACGAAGAAACACUCACAGUGCUUGCUUGAUGUACUGGUAUGACAAAGAUGCUGAGUUCCAGUACCUGUCACCAUGGCCAGAGAAAUUCCCUGUAAUAGAACGAUGCCGCACGAGGUAUAAAACAAUACCUUUGGAUGCAUGGCAUGUAGAAAUAACCCACAAUAAGAUAACUAAAAUCAACAAGAGUGCAUUGUAUUUUUGUGGAUUUCCUACUUUAAAGCACAUUAAACAUAAGUUCUAUCUUAAAAAAAGUGGUGUACAAGUGUUUCAACAAAGCAGCCAUGGAGAGAACAUGAUGUUGGAAAUCAUAGUUGAUGAGAACUCAAAGGACCAGAUGGUAGAAAAUGUUGCCAGUUCGGUACUUGGAAAGCGAGUUUUUGUUAACUGGCCCCACCUUGAAGAAGCCAGAGUUGUUGCAGUGUCAGAUGGAGAAACUAAGUUUUAUUUGGAAGAGCCACAUGGCACACAGAAGCUUUACAUGGGAAAUGCAGUGCCCCCAACGAAAGUGGCUUAUGUUGGAGAUAAGGAGCAAAGCAUGUGGGUAAAAGAAGUUCAAGGCAUUUCAGAGCAGUACCAGAGAAGGAAAGGAAUAAUUAUCCAUGAAACUUCAGUCAUUGUAUAUGCUCAAUUACUCACUGGUAAUAGAUAUCAACUAAACCAAAAUGGAGAAGUUUAUUUGGAGAAGCAGUGGUCUAAACAAGUUCUUCCUUUUGUUUACCAAACAGUUGUCAAGGAUAUCAAAACCUUUGACUCUCGUUUUUCAAGCAUCAAAACUUUGGAUGAUUUGUUUCCUCCUGGAAGUACAGCCUUCAUGCUGGGAUCUCCUUACUAUGGCUGCAUGGGAGAAGUUCAUGAUUCACAUGAUGUGAUCCCAGAAGGCAGAAUCCGGGUAGUUUUUAAUAUUCCCUGUGAACCCCAGCUGGAUACUUUAAUACAGAACCAGCAUAAAUAUUCUGUGAAAUACAAUCCUGCAUAUAUUUUGGCCAGCCGUCUUGGAGUAAGUGGAUAUCUUGUCUCCAGAUUUACAGGGAGUAUCUUUAUUGGAAGAGGAUCAAAGAAGAAUCCUCAUGGUGAUCACAAAGCAAAUGUGGGGCUAAACCUGAAAUUCAAUAAGAAAAACGAAGAAGUUCCUGGCUAUACUAAGAAAGUUGGAAAUGAAUGGAUGUAUUCUUCUGCAGUAGAACAGCUACUUGCUGAGUAUUUAGAAAGGGUGCCUGAACUAUUUAAUUAUGUAGCCAAGAACAGCCAGGAAGAUAUCUGCUACGAAGAUGACAUUUGGCCUGGAGAGGAUGAGAAUGGAGCUGAGAAAGUGCAAGAAAUUGUUGCCUGGUUAAAAGCACAUCCUGUGUCUGCUUUGUCUCGCUCAUCUUGUGACUUGCAAAUUUUGGAUGCAGCCAUUGUUGAGAAAAUUGAAGAAGAAGUAGAGAAAUGCAAGCAGAGGAAGAGCAACAAGAAGGUGCGAGUAACUGUGAAACCCCAUUUGCUGUACAGACCAUUAGAACAGCAGAAGGGGGUUGUUCCAGAUCGAGAUGCAGAGUACAGGCUGUUUGACCGUAUUGUCAAUGUCAGAGAGAACUUUUCUGUUCCUGUUGGGCUACGAGGCACCAUCAUUGGAAUUAAAGGAGCUACUAGAGAAACAGAUGUGCUCUUUGAAGUUUUGUUUGAUGAAGAAUUCCUUGGAGGCCUCACUAUCAGGUGCUCACCUGCCAGAGGUUAUCGCCUGCCCUCAAGUGCCUUAAUUAACCUGUCUCAUGGUAGUCGGUCAGAAAUGGGAAAUCAAAAGCUGAUGGCCAUAGUUAAACCUCAGCCAGCAGUGAAUAACUACAACUCAUAUGCAUCUGAUCUGUCAUCUGUAUGCUCACAAAAAGUGCAUCUGGGAGGCCUCAACCAUUCUCCUCGUUCCCUUUUUGUUCCUACUCAACAACUGAAUGGAAGACAGCAUUACAAUCUCAGGGCUGAAAAUCAGGGCAACUCUAACUCACCCCAGAAAGGAUCAUUUCUGAGUGGCAAUCAGAAAAAUAAAGCACAGAGUAAGCAAGAUGACGAAUUCUGCAGCAUAUGGCAGUCGUUGCAGAGUUCUGGGAAGUCUCAUCACAUUCAACAAAACAUGCAUGAGAAGGGUGCAGUUCUACCUCAGGAAAUCAAGCUGGGAACUGGCCAUCAGUUUUAUAAGCCAGGCUUCAAUGACGGCAGCUUUAAAUGUCAACAAAGAAAACAGGAGCCUUAUAAAAAAUUUAAAGAAGAUUCCAAAACUACAAGAGGUGAAAGUCAACCACAUAAUAAAAUGUCAAACCAACAGAAUUUUGCAGGUGUGAAUAAGUACAAUGUCAAACUUUUGAAGAGGAAUGGAAGUCCCAACACGCCUUUAAUUCAGAAGGCUGCAGUUGAUGGUCCCUGCACAGGUGGAAAGAAGGACAAUGAACUGGAAAGGCUUCUAGCUUCUUUGAAAAUUCCCAAAGAAAAUGAAGUGCAGACUUAUUCCAAGGAAGCAAGAGCUACAAACGAGGAACAUCUGUCACCACAGUCAUUUGCUAUGAAAGGAACACAGAUGCUGAAAGAGAUUUUAAAGAUAGAUGGCUCAGAUCUGCAAACAAAGAAUGAAGUGAAAUCACAAGUUAAUGAUGUUCCUGCUCCCUCCAGUAGACAUGAUUGCCAUGGAGCUACUGUGCAAUACAGACCAACCAAAAAAAUGGCUGCUUAUAUGAACAAGCAUAGCCCUGGAGGGCCCCAGAACACACCAGCAAUAGAAACUGGAGGUCACCCUUUCCCUUGUCCACAGCCUGCACUGUCUACUGUUUCUGAGCUUUCUCGUAUUUGUUCUCUUCUUGGAAUGUCACAACCAGAUUUCUCUUUCCUAAAAACACCACAGACCAUGACAGUUUGCCACAUAAAGCUGUCCAAUGGUUUGUUGGUUCAUGGCCCGCAGUGUCAUUCCGAGGCUGAAGCAAAGGAGAAAGCUGCGCUUUUUGCUUUACAGCGCUUGGGUUCUAUAGGAGUAAACUUUGCUUCGCCUCAACCUCCAGCAGUGUUUCCAAAUUACCAACCACUAGGAGUUCCUGUACCACCUGGAUCAAUUCCUCCAGUAUUUGCACAGCCCCCUGCUAAUAUGAUGCCUCCAUCGUCUCACAUGUUUGGUCCAGUGUCCUGGAGUACUCCAGUGCCUAAGCAUUAUUAUCCUGGCACCUACCCAGGAAAUGUGUCUCUUGCAGGAACUAUACCAGUUGGUUCUCACAACCAGUUUAUACCUCUGCAGGUAACUAAAAAAAGGGCUGCUAGCAAGAAAAACUUUGAACUCAAGGAGUUUCAGAGUUCCCCUCAAGCUGCACCACUAAAGAAUGAACAGCCAAUGUCUUCUGACCACAUUCAGCAAGAUAGUUCUUCAGCUCCUUUAAAAUCUCCUCAAGCUGCUCAGUCCACUGUUUCAUUUCAAGACAAUGUGGCUACUCCAAGUGUUCCUCAUAACAAAUCAACACCAAACACUUCCAGCAAGCGAAAGCCAAGAAAACUGGCUGUCAAUUUUGGCGCACCAAAAUCUUCAGAAUAAAUCUGGUAGCUAGGUGUAUUUUAUCUUUAAUUCUUUCCCCACUGUUAUGUUCUAUCAUUUAAAAAAAUCAGAAAUCUCUAUUAAAAAGACCAGCCACUUUAAUUGUAAUAUAGAAGGAAAUGCAUUUUAUUUGCUAUGGUUUUCAGGUUGUCAUUAAAACCAUAAAAAUUAUGUUAAAAAAUUGUUUUAUUUUCACCUAAAUUAGCAAAAGCCAGGAAAUCCUGAGUUAGGGUUGCCAUGCAAUCCUUUGUGCCUAGGUUUCUAAACAGUGGCUUACAGACAAUAUCGGGUAAGCAGCAAUAACAGUGGCAACCUUAACUCAGGUUGGAUGUGCUUUUUGGGAGGGAUGUGGAACAGUAAUAAGUUGGGCAUCUAACAGUGUUUAGCAUUACCUUUUGUACUCUAGCUUGAUUUUAAAUAGUGUAAUAAGACAGAAAGUAAAAAUUAUUUAAAUGCAGUUUUUAUAUUGGCACUCCAGGUCCUUCUGAGUUGAAUCAGUGUAACUAAAAGCUGACUUGACUACAAAGAAACUGCAAAAUCCACUCUUAAGUAGGAACUGCUGGAUUUUGUACUAGAGGGCAACAGCUUUACAGCUUUCAGAACAUAGGUGUUAUUGUGUGUCUGGUAUUGGAGUGGCAAAACUGGUUGCUCUUGCACAAUCUGUUCCAGAAGAUGAAUUUAUAGGAUGUAUUGAAUAAAAAAAAAUACAUUUGUAAAGUAGAGAUCCCUUUGGUAAAGUACAUUUAACUUUUUUUUAAUCCACCAAUUUACUUGUUUUCUGAUGAUAAAAUAACAAAGUUAUCUAAUACAGAUGUGCAUGGCCUCCUAAAUGCUUGUGAUAGCCUGAUUUUUCUUCUAAACUAUAAAAAUGGCCAGACAAAAAGACAACCCAUUUUGCUGGAUGGCUGUCAAAGUUAUGUUUACUUAGAGCCCAUUUCUUCCUCUAAUAGUCUGUGCCCUGAACUCUUCUCUAUAGUAGGUUAUUUUUUGUUACUAAUGACUUUUAAUAUUUAUUUUUUUUAGUUUUGUGAGAGAAUUUCUGUGUUGCAAAAUUAAAUUAUCAGGAAGUGUUGCUAUUGGUUCCAUAAGAAUAUUCAGACAAAAAGCUGGCUUGAAUUUUUGGACAGAACUAUGGGAUUUUUUGUUCAGAUAGGAAAAAAGAGGGCUCAGAGGUCCUUGUAUUCUUUUUAACCCACAUGUACCAGUCUUAUGGACAUUAAUAUAAAAUCUUCAGUCUAAGAUUUGAAACCUCUGUUGGUGCUGCUUACUGGCAUAGAUUAAAUUUCAUUUUUCAUCUGUUCUAGAAAAAGGAGUAUUUUUUCUCUAAGGCCCAGGAACCAGAAAUAAAGCAAACUUGAGUGAUUUAUUUUGUUGCUUCUCAACAGGUUUCAUUCUGGGUCUGCAAGUCUGUAGAUUUUCUUUCAUUUUUUUGCCUCCAUUUCUUGGUGUAGUAUGAUGUUUCACAUUAUUACUGUGUUACAGUGUUCUUUAAUUUUAAUUUCUCCAAAACAGUUGUUGGCUCAGCAGUAUUUGUAGAAUAGCAGCAAGCCCUAUAAAAAGGAUCACAGAGGUAAAAACAAGAUUAAGAAAUUUUAUUUUACUUAGUAUCACAAAACUUGUGGAAUAGUCUACAUAUAGAAUGAGAUCACAUUGAUUUUGUUGUUGUCUUUAUAGUCAUCUCGUCUCAAGAGGUUCAAAGCCAUAUUCUGUGAAGGGAAAGCUGUCUUUUUUGGCUUUUUUUUUCCUCAUUAGCAACGUGAGACUGAUAUGACGCUGCCAUGCCAAUAUUUUACAAGUGGUUAUGUGACAUUUAAUUGGUCCACUGUAUCUAUCUGAAUGAUCUGAUCAUAAGAGAAAAUACGUAUUUGAAAAUUUCCGCGACAGAGAUGAGGCUGUGUUGGACUCUGCAUCCCAGAAUUUUGAUAUGUCUGUACAGCCAAUUUUUGAGAAACAAAGUUAUGGAGGAUGAUAUACUCUUAUGUACCAGUGAACACAGCAAUUUUUAUUAAUUAUUCUACUUCAGACUAAGAUUUCUGCUCCCUCUUCAAGUGGAAUUGCUAUAUGUAGUAUAUUUAGAUGGUUAAACCCGUUAUUCUGUAACUGCUGCAUAUUGUAUUAGUCCCUGAUUUUUAGUUUUUCUAGUCUAUCAAAGUGACUGCCUGGUGCCCAGUUAAUUACAGUUUUACAUGUCCUGGUAGAUGUGACAUCUGCAUUGAUCAUUGCCAUGUCCCCUUUAAUUUCAUUAUUACAUUUUAACAGGGUCAUAAUGUUUAGCUCAUACAGAUAUAAAUUUAGGCAUUUCUUUUUCUCAUAGAUAUAAAGUAUUUUCUAAGCACUGGAGUUUUUCAUUAGAUCUUAUACAGAGCAGUAUUUUACUAAAAAUCCAAAAGGGAAGACUUUUAUGUGCGCAUUUUUGUAGUUUCUGAUUUUUUUAAAAUAACUUUUCAUUGUUUAUCUGCCAAGUGAAAUGUUUUAAAUUUGCAUAUGAAUGGAUACAGAAUGUAUUUUUUGUGCUGUUUAGUGUUAAGUGUGCAUUUGCAGAUUUUUAGCAUGUAGUUGCACAAAGACUGUGCAAAGAUAUUUUGGAAUAUGAAUAUAUGCUACACUGAAGGAAAAACAUUCAUAAAACUUAAAUGCUAUAUAGAACUCUAAUGCAAUAGAGUAAUUUUAUAAACUGUCUGUGUCUGCUUGGAUUAAAUAUUGAAACAACAAACAUUACCUAUUUUCACUGUUUUAUUUCCAAAUACUACAUGGGAACUUGUGUAUGCUCCAACCCAGAAGUUUACAAUAUGAAUCAAAUCUCUUCUGUGAUCUCAGAAGUAGGACCUGCCCUCCUGACUGUUUCUUGAUGGCUUUCAACUGUAACUGUGAUCAAAAUACAAAGUUUUUUUUUCAAAAGGCUGUUGGUCACCUUGCAAUUAAAAGCAUUUAACAGGAUACUGAUCUUCCAAAAAUUUUUUGGCCUUGUCACCAAUUAGAUUAAAAAAAACCCAACCCCAUAGAAAAGUCUUUUUUUUUCCAGUAAGCUCAGUCCUAGUGAUUGUUAACAAGGUGGAGAACCAGCUGGUGGCUGAGAAGCAGAAUGUCUGUUCAUUUUAGUGUGAAUUAGCUUGUUUAAAGCAACCAGCAUAAAGAUUGGAGUACACCCUUAGCAUGACCAGCUGCUGCAACUUUAUGUAAGUGUGUAUGCAACUUGGUGUUUCUGUACAGAACAAGUCUGCUUGGUGUAAACACUCAGGUCAUAUUGCUCAACUUAAAGACACCAAGAUAAAAUCUUACAUUUCAUAAACUGUCUUCAAAUGAUUAGUCAAUGAAGUCUUAACUGCUGUUAUCCUGUAUGGUGAGUUCUGCCAUCUCAAUAUAUAGCACUAAAGAAAAUCCAAGCAACUUAAAUGAAGGGAUAACUUGAAAAUAUUAUCAGUUAUUGCAGAGUAAAUCUUGCAUGGAUGCUC
This is a messenger RNA of Camarhynchus parvulus, 8871 nucleotides long. RefSeq names its product 5'-3' exoribonuclease 1 (gene XRN1). The record is from RefSeq and is a predicted model, not a curated record. The transcript has 43 exons. NCBI's taxonomy places the organism in Eukaryota, Metazoa, Chordata, Aves, Passeriformes, Thraupidae. Gene Ontology annotation, molecular function: RNA binding; 5'-3' RNA exonuclease activity. The coding region runs from base 116 to 5419 and encodes 1767 amino acids. Gene Ontology annotation, cellular component: nucleus. Gene Ontology annotation, biological process: rRNA catabolic process; nuclear-transcribed mRNA catabolic process.